AUGACGACUAAGGAGAUCUCACCCCGAAGCGAAGAACUCCACGUGCGCAAGGCUAUCCAAGAGAUCACCGACCUAUUGAUCCACCGGAACGACCAAAUCGAGCUACUGAUUGAAGGGUCCCUCAACCGGAAGAUCCAAGUGUACCACAAGGCCCGCAAGAUCAAGGCUGAAGCAAGAGUAGAUCGAACUGUGGAAACGCUUACCCGCACCCAAGCCGCCCAAAUGGAAGCGAGCGAGCGUAUGGCCAGUCAACACAUGGAACGAGCGACACGAUAA
Aphanomyces astaci is the source of this 276-nucleotide messenger RNA. RefSeq lists its product as hypothetical. Lineage: Eukaryota; Oomycota; Saprolegniomycetes; Saprolegniales; Verrucalvaceae. Bases 1 to 276 code for a protein of 91 amino acids. The transcript is spliced from 3 exons. The record is from RefSeq and is a predicted model, not a curated record.